Molecule: messenger RNA, 1034 nt
Organism: Cyprinodon tularosa
Lineage: Eukaryota; Metazoa; Chordata; Actinopteri; Cyprinodontiformes; Cyprinodontidae
Product: G2/M phase-specific E3 ubiquitin-protein ligase-like
Exons: 5
Coding region: 66-1031 (321 amino acids)
Molecular function (GO): ubiquitin-protein transferase activity
Source: RefSeq, a predicted model, not a curated record
GUAAAAUACAAAUUACUGUUUGCUUCAUAUUUUGUUGCAGAAACUUUUAUAUCCACUUUAUAGCUAUGUUAAUUUUUAUUUUCAGGCCUUUUGGACACACAGAACAAGGGUCUGAUCAGGAUGGCGGAAACACCAACGUCCAGGAGCAUCCCAUGUCCUCAGAUGGCCAGAACCACUUCUAUCGCAACUACACAAAUGUGUACGCACCAAUAAUUGUUGACAACGACUCUGAGCCGGAUGAAUAUCUGAUGCAGUUCCCUGAGCAAAGUACAGACAAUGUGACUGCUGCAGAAAUCAUUUCAGAGCUUUUGGCAAUGAUCACGUCAUCAUCUCUCAGCCGCUUUAAUAUAAACAGAGCCAAUGUAUGGGAUGGAGCACAGAGAGGUUUCAAGCGGGCUUCUUUCAACCCUUUCAAUGAAAUAUUUGUAAAAUUCACCGAUGACAAGGGACAGGCAAAAGACGGCGUUGAUAACGGUGGUCCCAAACGCGAGUUUCUAAGCCUUUUAAUGAACUGCUUAAGGACUCGAAGAGUCUUUGAUGGGCCAGAAGGAAGGAAAUUUAUCACUUUUGACAGUGAAGGUAUUGCCGUUAAGGGCAAUAUUUCAGAGUUUUCUCAUAAGAAUGUGACAGCUGUUGGUGAAUGUGGAAUUAAUGUGAACAAAAUUUAUACAGCAGCCAAAAAUGAUGAAUAUUUCCUGGUUGGGAGGAUGAUUGCCACUUCUGUCGUUCAUGGAGGUCCAGGUCCUCAAUUCUUAUCUGAGAAGCUCUACCAGCACCUCACAGGAACAUCAACAAAUACAGAAGGAAAGAUAGAAGACAUCACCGAAAACACCAUGAGGGCUUCUUUGAUUGAGAUAUCCAGUGCAGGUACAUUGACUGAACUACACCAGUCAGUUGAAAGACAUGCAAGCAUUUUGCAAACUGCUGGUUGCUUGCAGUUCCCUGUGACUGUUGAUGAUAAAUUGAAAAUUGUAAAGGAGUUCAUUGAUUGGUACAUCAUUUACCUCAACCAUUUCUCUAUUCAAAGGUAAUGU